Molecule: messenger RNA, 2491 nt
Organism: Suillus bovinus
Lineage: Eukaryota; Fungi; Basidiomycota; Agaricomycetes; Boletales; Suillaceae
Product: Indigoidine synthase A like protein-domain-containing protein
Exons: 13
Coding region: 92-2491 (799 amino acids)
Molecular function (GO): kinase activity; pseudouridylate synthase activity
Source: RefSeq, a predicted model, not a curated record
AUAUUAAUAACUAUCUGGGGCUGCAAGAACGACCGUCCCGAGGAGUCCAUUCAAUUUUCAAGCACUACUGCUUUCAGCUCCUUGAUAUCCAAUGCUUCAAGCUUCCUUUCGGGGAACCUUUACCAACCGACGUCUCGUUUUACUACGGAAGGCGUCGAGUCUAUCUGCUGCUCGGGAGCGUCGAGCUCCCAUCGAUGUUCACCCCGAGGUGGAGGAUGCAUUGGCCACCGGAAAGCCUGUAGUUGCUCUCGAAUCGACCAUCAUUACCCAUGGAAUGCCGUACCCGACUUCAUUGGAGAUGGCCCAAUCAGUCGAGAGGAAAGUCAGGUCCACAGGGAGUAUACCAGCCACCAUCGCUGUCAUUGGGGGACGCAUCAAAAUUGGACUUCAUCCAGCAGAACUAGAACGUCUUGCAGACCAACGCUCAAACGCAAACGCCGUGAAGUUGUCCAGGCGAGAUAUUGCAGCUGCAAUUGCUCUAAAGAAGGAUGGCGGGACUACAUGUUGUUCCACCCUGAUCUUUGCUGCACUGGCUGGUAUCAAGGUCUUUGCCACUGGAGGGCUUGGCGGAGUCCAUCGCGGCGGGGAGAAUACAAUGGACGUUUCAGCUGAUCUACAUGAACUCACGCGUUGUCCAGUUGGUCUGGUUUCGGCUGGAGUGAAAUCCAUUUUAGAUAUAAGGCGAACUCUCGAAUAUCUGGAAACGCUUGGUGUACCAGUAAUAUCUUACGCAGAGACACACGAUUUUCCGGCUUUCUACACCGGUCGAAGCGGUCUUGAGUCGCCUUGGAGGAUAAAUGAUCCUAAAACAGCCGCUCAUAUUCUACAUACUCAUUGGCAACUGGGCAUGUCUAAUGGUGCCCUUUUUGCGGUCCCUAUCCCUGCUGAAUAUGAGGCUAUCGGGUCAGUCCUUCAAGAGGCAGUCGAACAAGCUGUUCACGAAUCAGAAGAACAACAUAUCAGUAAGCUAGGGAAGGCUGUCACUCCUUGGCUUCUCAACAGGGUUGGCGAGUUAACACAAGGAAAAUCACUUGCUAGCAACAUAGCCCUUGUCGAGAAUACUGCACUCGUUGGAGGUCAAAUUGCAGUAGAAUACGCGAAACUUGCUGAAGACAGACAUGACCAGGAUCAAUGCUAUCCUGUGAUAGGAAUACGAGGAAAACCGGAUGAGCCUCACAGUGCAUAUGACGUCGCCUCAUCAGGCACUACUGAUGAUCUCAAAGGGCAACCAUUACCGAACGCUUCGUUGGUUGUAGUUGGUUGUGCAGCAGUAGACAUUACAUCCCAACCUCUUACAGAUUCGGACCUUGUCCACCAGUCUACAUCUCCUGGGAAGGUUUCCAUGUCACUCGGAGGCGUUGGCCGUAAUAUUGCUGAGGCUGCUCAUCGAGUCCUUUCGUCAUAUAGUAAAGAGUUCUCGGCCGCAACUUUGCUAGUGUCUCCAGUAGGUGAUGAUUCUUUCGGGAGACUGUUGAGCGAGGAGACACGAAUGCUAGGGAUGAGAACAGAUGGUCUUAUUCCCGUGCAUGGAGGCAGGUCGUCUGUGUGCAGUCUGCUUCUGGAGAAAUCGGGUGGAUUGAGGGCAGGCGUGGCUGACAUGGACCUCGUUCAGAAUAUGGAUGGACAUAUGGCACGUGAAUUUAUAUUGGCACACAAACCAAAACUACUCGCAGUGGAUGGGAACCUAUCACCAGAUGCACUGAAGGUAGUAGUGAGCGAAUGUCUUCGAAACGGCAUUGAUGCUGCUAAUAUUACUUCAAAAUUUAGUGAACCAACUUCUGUCGUCAAGUCAGCUUCGAUUCUUCCCGCUAUAGCCAGUAAUCUCGACCAGCUUGCAUGGUCCCCCAUUGCUUUUGCAUCUCCUAACCUGCUCGAGCUCGCUCAUUUGUAUCAACAAGCACAACUUCUGAACCUCACUUCACAUGAUCGGUGGUGGCGGGUUCUGGACGGCCUCGGACUUGGUUCGAAGUUCCGCACAGACCUCGAUCUGCUUUCUCGAAGAGAAGCAUCAAAUCACGAUACUCCACGGGGCAACAUGGCCUUCCUUGUUGAAAAGGGUAUUGCCCAAAUGGCAAUCAAUCUCCUACCGUUUUUUCGACAUCUUGUCAUCAAGUGCGGUGACUUGGGAGUUAUUGUCGUAAUGCAUUUCACGGGAGAUGAUGCGGCCGAAUCACCGUGGUCAACGGAGUCGACUAACCAUCAUAGGCGCUGUGUGGUGUCCCACUCGCCAACGUCGGGUGAUAUCGUAGUUUUACAGCAUUUUCCUGCAAUACAACUCCCAAGCGAUGCGUUGGUCAACACAACUGGUGCAGGAGAUUCGUUGGUCGGAGCUUUGCUGGCCGCAUUGGUGCAGUCUCCGAAGGCAUUCCACUCCACAAUAAGCCUACAACGUACGAUAGACAUUGCUCAGCAUGCAGCACUGCUAAGUUUGCAGAGCCCGCUUGCUGUUUCGCCAUUGCUACCAUCCUUGCACGGACAACUUUCCCAUUGA